This is a messenger RNA of Botrytis fragariae, 747 nucleotides long. RefSeq lists its product as uncharacterized. The record is from RefSeq and is a predicted model, not a curated record. The transcript has 3 exons. NCBI's taxonomy places the organism in Eukaryota, Fungi, Ascomycota, Leotiomycetes, Helotiales, Sclerotiniaceae. Bases 1 to 747 code for a protein of 248 amino acids.
AUGUCUGGUGCGAGAUUUGAAUGUCUCUUCGUUUCGUCAAAACAGGGCAUACCAAGCCCUGGCUCGGGAUUUGAAGAUCGUUAUUCUCUGCAUCUCACAUUCUACGAAAUCGUAACAAUACUCGCUCAAAAGAUCGAAACAAUUACUUGGAGUUUCUGGAACAAUGGUGUUCUACACACCGAAAGCAAUGGUAUCCCAAGUAGUCCUACAUCGGUAUUGGUAACAAAAAGCUACUGGAGAGCCCGUAUCACGCCUGGGGAUAGGGGGAAAUUCCUCUGCAUUAGUGUCGCUUAUGCAUAUCCAUCGAUAUCUGACAGCAAAUAUUGGACGCUAUUGGAGAUGAAUCCCGCCACAAUUGCUUACACAAGUCAUAGUAGCCAAGAUCUGAAAAGUGUUUCCGGGAAUAUGCUACUCUGUCUAUUCUCCCAUGCGUAUCCCACCAUAUCCGAGACCGUAAUUUGCUGGAAGAAAAUACUGAAAUAUUUCGACCAACCUAUUGGUGACAAGCUUCAGUUCUUAUAUCCGGAUUAUUGUGAUAAGUUUCUUUCUAACGAAGAAGUUCUCUCGCGGUCCAAAAAGUAUUCUUGGGCUAUCUCCACGCCGAAGGACUUACGUAAGAGUGUAUUACAGAACACCUUGCAGGUCCGGCAACUAUUAGAGCAAGAAACGAGCGAAACUACGACUGAAGAAGAGUUGGGGGACUUCGAAGAGCACGUACCAUGUUAUGUAGCGAACUUCAAAAUGUAG